AUGGUCCUCUCAUUUAUCCUGGUUCAGAAUCGCCAGGGGAAAACGCGCCUGGCAAAAUGGUAUUCACCGUACAGUGUCCAUCGCCUCGUCGCUCCCCGAGAUCAGAAAUACCAGUCCAACUUUGUCGAGUUCCGCCGGAGUACCAAAGUCGUCUACCGAAGAUAUGCUGGAUUGUUCUUUUGCGUCUGCGUCGAUGCGAAUGACAACGAGUUAGCCUAUCUCGAGGCUAUCCAUUUCUUUGUCGAAGUGCUGGACCAAUUCUUUGGCAAUGUGUGCGAGCUGGAUUUGGUCUUCAAUUUCUACAAGGUCUACGCUAUCCUAGACGAAGUCUUUCUCGCAGGCGAGAUUCAAGAGACAAGCAAACAGGUCGUUCUCACACGAUUGGAACACCUGGACAAGUUGGAGUAG
Penicillium egyptiacum is the source of this 408-nucleotide messenger RNA. NCBI's taxonomy places the organism in Eukaryota, Fungi, Ascomycota, Eurotiomycetes, Eurotiales, Aspergillaceae. The record is from the annotation of a GenBank genome assembly.